AUGGCGACGCCGCCGUUCUUCGACGAGGACCUGUACGACUUUGCUGGCGCGGCCUCGCAGAAUGGUGAUGGCGCCGAGAGCGCUGUGGACAGCGACGAGACCUCGGUGUUGCCGGACGAGCCCCACCAGGCGAACGGCGCUGGCCCAGAACAGGAGAGUGCGAUGGGCUCCUCUGCUGACGGUAGGCCUCGGCGGAAACGUGGUUCCCGAGGUGGCGCUGGCAAUAGCAAGGAGCAGAAGGAGUCCGAGCGACGUUGGCGUUCGGGAGCCAUUCCUCCGGCUCCAAUGUUCGACGGGGAUGUGGAGGCAAAUCCAUAUUGCCUCAGACACUACAGAAGGAGACUUCGGAGAUGGGUACGCUUGACACAAGAAUACUUGCCAGCCAAUGAACAAGCCCUGCGUGCGCUUGAGCAACUUCGUGGUGAUGCCGAGUUGGAGUUCGAGGAGGUGGAUGACAGCCGCUUCGACCACCCGGAGGGCAUCCAGCGGUUGCUUGACGACCUUGAGGUGUCGUUCGGCGAGCGAGAGUUGUUCCGGCAGGGCGGCGUGAUCCGGGAGUUUGAGUCCGUGGGAAGGAUGCAGGGCGAGUCGAUCACUGCGUUCAUCCGCAGGUUCCGGCUCUUGGAGCGCAGGCUGGUGGAGAACAAGGUCCCGAUGUACCCUGAGGCCACGCGCGUGAUCAAGUUAUUGGAUGGCUUGAGGCUUGACGAGAAAUCGACAGCAUCGGUCUUGUUGGCGGCGGGGAAUCGCUACGACAUGGCCAGGAUCCUGGAAGCCCUCAGAAUCCAGUAUCCCCCUGGGAUGAGCGUGACUGGCUUGCCCAAGGGGCUGGCCACUUUGUCAAGGCCGUCCUCACGAGCUUCUUCGUCUCGGGCUUCUACCUUCCGGUCAAGCACGACGUCCGCUUCUACCAGGAGAAGUCGUGGAGCGCGAUCUAACUGGAAGCAGUGGCACACUGAAUGGGAAGUACCUGAAGAGCAGGAGGAAGUGCCCGACGAGGAGGUUGAGGCCGAGGAGUACCAGGGCGAGGAGCUCGACUACGAGAUUGAGCCCAAUGAGGAGCUGGACGCGCAGGACUACGACGAUGAGGAGUUGAUUCCGGAGAUCGGCGAGGGCCAGGAGGCUGACGGCUCUUCGGACAUGAACGCGCUUCUGGCCGCGGCGGAGGCUCUCACCGUGACGUCCAAGCGUUUGGCUGGUUUGGUGCAGGCCCGUGGCUUUUACCAAGUGGACGGCAAGAGCAAGGGCAAAGGCAAAAACUCUGCGUUCAAGAAAGGAAAAGGCAAAAGCAAGUCCGGAUCCAAGGGCGCCAAUCAGGGUGCCAAGAGUGCUGGAAAAGGGGGCAAGAAAGGCCUCAGCCGCGGACUCGGCAAGGGUUCCGGUGACAGGCAAGCUCGACUUCACGGUUCAGCUUGCUUGGGAUGCGGGGCCACUGAUCACUGGGUGCGAGAUUGCCCCCAUGUGAACAACUACCAGGCACAGCUGGCGACGGCCGACGUGGAGCUCGAUGCUGAGGGAUAUCCUGUUUGUUACAUGAUGUCCGUUGCCGUAGAAGAGGAUCCGGUUGGAGCUGAGAACCCUGUGCACUCCGUUGAAAAGCAAGUCCAAGUGUUCAGCGUGCCGCGACCCCCCUCCAUCAUGUUGAGCACCUGUUCGGAUGCCUCCUUUUUGAUAGCCGACACAGGUUGUCAACGUCAAGUUGCUGGCACCAAGUGGCACGAGCAACACAUGUUGGAAAUUCAGCCCCUGAAGAGAUUGCGUUUUCCAGAAGUUUGUAGGUUCUCUUUUGGUCCUGCGGACGGUGUUCCCAGCCUUGGCCGAUAUUUGUAUCCAGCUGGGAUUGCGGGUGAGUUGGUGGCUUUGGGGAUAAGCGAAAUUGACUCGCCAGCACCGGGACUGCUUUCAAGACCAACCAUGGAGGCUUUGGGCGCGGUGCCAGACAUUCUGGAGGGCAAGGUGUACUUCAGGGCUUUGGGGGGAAGAUCUACACGCCUGUAUCUGAGUCCAUGUCGGCAUUUAGCCCUGAAGAUUGAUGAGUGGCCUGAGCACAUCUCUGAGUGGCCAGUCGAGUUGCAGCAGCUUGAGCUGAUCUACACAACGCAGCAGGCAGUGCUGCAUUACUCGGCGGCCUCCUUGAAGCCCAGGCUGAAGGACAGGAUCCUGGAGCUGUUCAUGGAGCCCUGCACGGCAGUGACAAUGAUGACGACGCAGGCGGCCAUGGCGGCAGCAGCGCAGCUUCAGCUGAACCACUACGCCAAGAACCCCGACAACUGCCGGCAUCCCUCAGGAACCAGGACGUACACAGCCGCCGGGAUGAAGAUCCAGAUCUGCGACACCUGUGGCAGCCGAUGGGUGGUCAUGCCGACCGGGGGAACCGUGGAGGCCACACCGAAGGCGAAUCCCAACGCCAAGACGCCACUCGACCUCAGCGACGCGGCCAAGAGCAGGCUACAAGCAGCAAGCAAGGCGGCAGUCAAAGGCAAAGCAAACGGAGCUGGACGGGGAUCAGCAAGUUGGUCACAGCCAUCCUCGGGAUCCUCGCGGGCACCAUCGCAGGCCAUUCCGCAACCUCGCAUGCCACCGCCACCACCUACAGCCACGUCCCGAGUGCCGGUUCCGACUCAGACUCCGAAGGCCUACCAGAUGAAUGGACAGCAACCGCCGCGACGACCUGGAGGCGGCCAGAGGUCCGUGUCAGAGGUGGACACCCUGGACGACACUUCCGACAACAUGAGUGUGACCUCGCGGCUGACGAUGUCGGAAAACGAAGCACAGCGACCUCGAGUUCGUCAAUGGCAAGGAACCCAUCGAGGACAAGGACUGGGGCUUCGACGAGCGCAGCCACUACGGAAUCCGAACGAGGAGGAGCCGGCCGAGUGGACAGCCGAGAACGAGGCGACGGAGUUCCACGACUACAUGAUGGAUCGGGCCCAGGACCCGGACUAUUGGGACGAGCAGAGGAGCCGAGACGAUUGGGACGAAGCGGACAUGGCGCGAUAUGAUCGUGGAUGUUUCGCAAUGAAAAAGGGCACCCGCAAAAGAUUGGCUGGUGCCGCAAAGCUGCUAUGGCAAGAGUGGAACACGGAAGCCAAGGUGUACCAGAAUCGAGCCAAAUUGUGUCGCGCUAUGCGACGCCACAAAGUGGAUUUGGUGGAGAUCUAUGGCGGCCAUGCCGCAAUCACCGAGUUCGCCUUGAAGUCGGGCUUGAAGACCCUGCAGCCCGUGGACCAGAUCUACGGGAUCCAGUUGGACACCUCGGAGGACUUCCAGGCGCUGGAGGCGAUGUUGGAACGUUGGCUCCCGGCAUUGGUGGUGUGGGAGAUAUCCUGCACUCUGUGGUCUAACUUGCAGUACCUCAACCGCAGCCAGGAUGAGCUACAAGAACUUCGCGCCCGCGAGCUUCGACAUGUAAGGUCUAUGGCGAAGAUCAUUCAUCGACUGGCUGAGAAGGGGGUUCACUUCUUGGUGGAAAACCCUUAUGGAACGGCCUUUUGGGAGCAACCGCCCAUGCUCCAACUUCGCACACUACCCAACACGAUGUUGAAGAUGGGUUGCAUGUGUGCCUUCGGCUUAACAGACAAUCACGGCAUGCUGUUGAAAAAGCCCACGGGUUGGUUGAGCAACAUGCCCGAGCUUUUGGACGAGCUGGCCCUUCCGUGCACUGGAGAUCAUGAACAUGGCCGGUGUUUGGGUGGCGACAUCGCCAGAAAGGCACAGGUCUACACAGACCAAUUGGCUAGAGCUUGUGUGCGGGGCCUUAUUCGAGGCCUGACCAGACUGGGAGACGAGAGGUGGUGUAAGAACUACCUCAGUCAAGCUGAUAUGCCCCACUCUGACAGCACCUGGACCAGCGAGGUGAACUACGGCGACUCGCUGGAGAACUUCGAGGCGCAAUGGGAACCCCCUGGAGAGCAUGUGGCGGGCGUAUACUUCCUCGACAUCAACCGCCACGUGGAGUCCUGGAGGCCCUUGCUGAAGGAGGCCGAAGGACGCCUCCAGAACAUCACUACGAGCACGAUUACUUUGAAACCCUCGCCGUUUGUGGAAAAGGUGCGCGCCCUCGUGCCGUGGGAUUUGCAAAGAGUGCAACUCAGCAAGGCUCCCAAACAGCGAAGGCUACCGGAUGAAGUGCUCAUGAAUGGAGCCAAGCAUCGCGGUGCUGCAUUGUGGUGCAAUGACGAGGAGAUCCGCCUGGAGGCUGAAGAGAUCAAGUCCAUCGUUCAUGCCCCGGCCGGAAGGUACGAGAAACCCAUUCGUGUCGGCAUCUACUUCUACGGAGUGGCACCGUCAAGCAGUCUGAACCCCAAGGAUGACGCCGCGCCGGAACCACCACGGUUAGCUACCAUGCCUGAGGAGGUGGAGACCACGGAUCGCAUGCUUCCGCAUCAACCUGGCUACAGAGACAUCUCCUUUCCUGGCAUUGAGUUACCCCAGUGGGUUCAACAGGUGUUGAGACGUCUGCACUGCAACUUGGGUCACCCACCAAAGGAGGUGCUGGUACGCCAGUUGACCUUGGCUAAUGCCUCUGACGUCGCCGUAAAAGGAGCCAGGCAUCUUCGUUGUGAGGUGUGUUUGCGGGUGGCACCUCCUCAUCAACCUCGCACAGUUAAGGCCUUUCAGCCCAAGCGCUUCAACGAUCGCUUGUGCAUCGACAUCCUCUACAUCAAGGACCUUCAAAAGCGGGUGUACAUGUACCUGAACUGUGUUGAUGACGCCACCAGCUAUCAGGCCGCAUCCUACCUUGGCGACCGUUCCGAGGACAGCGUCGUCAAGAACCUGCUCAAUGGGUGGUUCACCUUCUUCGGACCGCCCGACGAGAUGACAGUAGAUGCGGAGGGUGCCUUCCGAGGAAUGCGGUUUGAAAGCUUGCAUGCCCAGCUGAACGUGGACAUAAGAGUCGUCCCUCCAGAUGCCCAUUGGCAACUUGGCAAAGCAGAGCGGCAUGGUCAAGCUCUCAAAUGGAACGCAGCCCGCCUGAUAUCACAGUUCGCAGCCACGAACCUGGCGGAGGUCAACCUGUGCGUGGCGAUGGCAGUUCACGCAAAGAACACUCUCAUCCGCCGCUCGGGAUCAUCGCCAUCUCAGUGGGUGUUUGGACGCAACCCCAAACUUCCAGCCUCACUCCUGAGUGAUGGGGGUAGUAUUGAGAGCUGCCAACUCACCUCCGAUAGCGAUCGCUUGCAACAGAUUGAGGCGGUGAGGACCCAGGCCAUGAUGAACCACCACCAGUUUGAAGCUCAUGCUGCCCUUCGUGCCGCUCUUUUGCGUAAAAGCCGGCCCUAUCGAGGCCAGUUGUUCCCUGGACAGAAAGUGGCUUACUUCCGCUUGCGAUCCACCCAGUUUGAUGGAGAGGGCUCGGUGGAAGGCUAUCGCCAGGGCAUCGUCUUGGCCUUGGACCGUAAUCCCAGCUCCAACCUGGCCACCAAUGUCUGGAUUCGCAACAGCCGCGGUCGAGUGGUGCAGUGUGCUCCUGAACAGGUCCGCCCUGUCUUCGGUGCACCGAAUGUUGACCAGGACUUGGCUGCGCAUCCGCGCGCUUUUCGGGCCCCGCUGGGCAACCAUCCUCGUCCUGCAGGGGAUCUUCGGGUGCUUCAAGACGUGAACCAGACUGCAGAGGAGGCCCGUCCCGUCGAUGAGGCUAGUCCUGCUCCGGUUCUUGAUGCCCAAGGCCAGCCGGUGGAGCCGGCCAUGCUGAAUCCGAUUCUAAUGAUGCCUCCUACGCCGCGGUCGUCUCCUGCAACUCCGAGCCGGCGUCCGAGGGAACGUUCUCGCUCUGCAGCGCGAGCUCCUCGUCCUUUGACCUCGGUGCCUGAGGAAGUAACCGUUCCUCGUCCAGAAACCAGUCUUCCUCCAGAUCGUGCACUACAUGCUUCCGGCCCACCAGAAACCAGUCUUCAUCCAGAUCGUGCACUACAUGCUUCCGGUCCACCAGAAACCAGUCUUCAUCCAGAUCGUGCACUACAUGCUUCCGGCUCUUCAGGAACCAGUCUUCAGUCGGACCGUGCACUACCUGGAGAUUCAAUUGUCAAAGGCUCUUCUGGUCGACGCAGUGCUGAAGCUGAUGCUGUGUCUGGAACGGGUUCACCGCCGGUGGGACCAUCACCACUACCAUCACGCGAUCUGUCAAGGCAAGUGUCAAAGCAAGAGUCGAGCUCCGGUAUGACCCAAGAGCUUGAGAGACUUAUUUCCGAGGAAUACCCCGAACUGCGAGGCAUCAAGCGACAAUCUGAUAUCCCUACUGAUUUGUUGAGCGCGGAGGGGAGACCUGUACCCGCACAACCUUCGGCAGCCUUACCUGAAGCCGAAUUUCUCCUGGUCUUCUGUCAACGGUGCGGUGAACAACCCCGGGGCACACAGAAGCCUACAAUUUGCGCAAGGUGCAGCUGCAGCAACUUCGUCGACUCUCCCAAGGAGGUGACCUCUUGGUUUGAUGAGAUCAAGGAAAGAGAGGCCUUUGAUCGUCUUCUACCCGGCGGUAAUACUACGGGCCUGGAGACCAAGGACCUCUUGAACAGCUUUCCCUCUCGACCUCAGGACACGAACGAUGAAGAGGUUGCGGAGCUCACCGCUUUUUCUUCAAUGCAGUUUUCCUGUAAGCCUUUGUCUUUUCAAUCUGUGCAUCGACUCGAUGUGUUGCGCCGACAUGCCCGUGGCGAGCAUCUUCGAUAUGGAUGGGACGGUACUCCAGCUGAAGUCCCUCGAGGCUAUGAGCAUCAAGCUUUUCUGACUGCAGCCCAUUACUUCGGCCAUCACAGCGAGGAAGAGACCAGCCCCUCGGAAGAACCCCACGACACGCCCGUGGCCAAAUCACCGCCACGAGCCAGACCUCCGAGCCUGUCCGAGGCCAUGGCCAAACGGCUGCUCCAGCUGGAGGACUUUCGCCACGUUACUUGUCAUCAGCUGCUGGACACCGUCAAGUUCUUGAGCAAAGAUACUUCCAAGCGUCAGAGCCACAGCCCAGCGCAGAGCGACAGUGGCACCUUGACCUUGGGCCUUUAUAGUCAUGGAUCACAGACCGGCCUCACAACAGCUACGAGCGAGCAUGCCACGUUGAUCAAGUACUUGGUGCGCUAUCUUCAACACCAUGGCAUGGACACCGGCAUCACCAGCAUCCAUGUCUCCAAGAAUAUCCAGUCGCGGCCACACCGCGAUUGCAACAACGCCGAGAACUCUUUGAAUUGGCACAUCAGCUUGGGCAACUUCAGCGGCGGUCAGUUCUGGGUGGAAAGCUCCGCGACCAACGAUGACUCCCGAAGCGUGGUGACGCGAGAGGUCAACGGGAAAAUGUUGCCGGGCUACCUGAGCACCACCAGGAAUCGCUUGGUGUCCUUUGGGCCGAAGCAAUACCACUACACGGAGGCCUACCAAGGAGAGAGAUACGCCAUCACUGCCUACGAGACUCGUUUGUUCAAGACUGCUGAGCCUGGCCUGAAGAGGCAAGUUCGGAAGUUGGGUUUGCCUACGCCCAGAGCCUGCCGAGCUUGGCUGGAGUUUCCGGCCUAUGAAGCCUACCCUGCCAAGGUUCAGUCUUCAGCAUGCGGCGAGGGAGAGACCUUGCUAGCAAUGGAAUCAAGCGAGAGCGAGGGGAACGACGGCACCUUUGAGACUCGACGAGCAGCCAAGCAGGCCAGAAAGAAGGAAGUCCCUUGGCAAAGCAUGACCCCCGAGGAGGUGCCGGAGUUCGUGAAGGCGCUGCAGCAGGAGUGGAGUGAAUGGGAGAGAUGGUCCAGUUGCAAGCCCAUUUGGGUUCGCGAAGGAGAGGUGGCGGCGCAUCUGAUAUUGCGCAGUCGCGUAUGCUACAGGUGGAAGCCCAUCCCCGACGGGCAGAAGCCUAAAGCUCGCAUAGUGGUGCUAGGCUUCCGAGAUCCGCAUCUACCGUGGCUGGCCCGGGAUGCCCCUGUGUUGUCGAGGUCAGCCUUCCACCUCAUGCUUCAGUGGGCCGCUUCCAGGAGGGUCAAGCUUCACAAUGCCGACUGCAAAAGCGCGUUCUUGCAGGGGGACCCCGAUGUGGAGCGGCCGGAGAACAUCUACAUGCGACCACCACAGGACCCUGUUGCACUGGAGGCCAACCCUGAUUGGCGUGACUCCAGACUUCUAUACCUGCUCACGGCUCCUGUGUAUGGCCAGGCCAACGCUCCUCGCCAGUGGUAUGAACACGUCGUGAGAGUCCUCCUGUCGUUGGGAUGGUCGAGACAUACGCUAGAUCCAUGCUUGUUCCUUUGGAGGCAAAAGGAUGAAGUAGUCGCCGUCUUGGGGAUACAUGUGGAUGAUCUCAUCGCUGGCGCACUUCCCGACUACCAGAGCACCCUCAAGGAUGUGGAGAAGUCUUUCACAUGGGGAUCACCCUGGGUCUCUGGGGAGUUCACCUUCGUAGGCCGUCACAUUAAACAAUGGCCUGACGGGAGCAUCACGAUAGACCAGUCGGGCUACGUCAACGAGGUGCCGACUACGAAGGUCAAGCUCAGCGACGACACCAAGCUAAGCGACCACGCCGACUUGGUGACGGAGUUUCGAUCGGGCAUCGGGUCGCUGCAGUGGCUGGCGGGCACGACUCGAGGAGACAUCGCUGCAGACGUGAGCCUCAUCCAGAGAUCACCUCAGGAGCUCACCGUGGGCGACUUGAAGGAGGUGAACGGGGUGUUGCGUUAUGUGAGGGCAACGAACGACGCCUACCUGCGCAUCGUGCCGACUGACUUCAGCGAGUUGAUCUUGGUGUGCUACGGAGAUGCUGGAUGGGCCAAUGCCCCAGGACACAAAUCCCAAGGAGGGCUGGUCAUCGUUGCGACGGACAAGAAGGCCCUUGGGGAAAAGAGGAGCGCGUCUCUCCUGGAAUGGAAAAGCUACAGACAUCAGCGCAUUCUUCGCUCUACCCUUGCUGCUGAAGCCGCCUCGCUGGACAAGGCGUUCGACCAUGGAAACUAUAUGGCCAUGAUGCUGAGCGAGAUGAUGGAUGGCGGGUUCUUGGCAACCAUGAACGAGCGGCCGCUGUGCGAGGUGCUGCCGGUGACGGAUGCUCGGUCCUUGUGGGACUCAAUUCACCGUCUCACGACGAAUUUCCAGGAGAAGCGGGUAGAGAUAGAUGUGGCCGCUUUGAGGCAAUGCUGCAAAGGGCUCAGAUGGGUCCCCACAGAAAGUCAGAUAGCUGAUGCCCUGACCAAACGGUCACGGACUCUUAGAGAUCAGUUCCGCCAAUGGAUGGCAUCUCCUUUCGUAACGUUGGUUGACAGCAAGCAGCCCAGUGACGUAGUUACGGGAGGCGAUGCUAACCGCGCUUGGCGCGCAUAG
This is a messenger RNA of Symbiodinium natans, 9285 nucleotides long. The record is from the annotation of a GenBank genome assembly. Lineage: Eukaryota; Dinophyceae; Suessiales; Symbiodiniaceae.